CCUCGACCGGCCAUUAGGGUACGUUGAGCUUCACAUGUGCGGGCGGCGGCAGCCCCUGACAACAGCCGACGAGAAGAAUUCAUCCCUCUUGCCGAGUGAACGCACCAUGGCGGCCUUUCAUGUGCAGUAAAGUAGAAGAUGAGGUCGCGCAGCAAGAAACGGGGCCGCAGUGCGACCAGCCGCUUGCGAGAGCGGGCCAACCUGUCCUUCUGCAUCGUGGUCAUUUUCUUCGCCGUCUUUGGCAUCAUCGUCCUCACCGAGAUCUUCUUCAUCGACGAGCGGCCCGGCCCGGCGCCGAUCGGGGCCCACCGAGGCCCCGACUACGAGGAAAUCGUCCUCUCUGACGACUACCUGCAGCUGUACAAAGGCCCUGACAACGAGGCCGCCUCGCACCUCGCAGGUCGCGUCCUCGCCCCGGCCGCGCCCUUCGUCGUCCGACCUGAGGAGGCCAACCCUUUCCCGCCGCCGCUGCCAGACGCCGGCUACAUCAAGUUCAGCAACCUCACUGCCAGAGAUGCGAAAUGGCAGCCAGUUCGCGGAACUAGGUUCAAAUUCUACGUGUACUCGGCGUUCUACGAUAAAAGGGCGAGCAGGAUGAUAAGAAUCAUUGGAGCGACGCGCACACGAAGUCCGGAGCGCGUGUGGUGUCGCUUUUGGUACGACGAGGAACCAACCACGGCCAAUGCCAAUGCCACCGUUUCACCAGAGAGACGCAGCUCUCGACCGCAACUAGUGAUAGCCAAAGUGAGAGUGAUCAGGGAAAAUUGGAAUCUGAAGUACAGCGCGUGCUUUGUGAUCUGCCCCUUGCCGAGGUCAAACGGCACCGACGAAGCGUGGCCGGUGCCCAACAGCGUUUCGGUGCUCGCCGGAAGGGUGUUGCUUCCGCCGGCCAAUCGGCUGCUCGUCAACCGGCCCGGCAACAUGACCAACAAGGGUGAACUCGCGGUCUGCGUCAAACCACUCCACUUUUUCUACAACCAGGUUUGGUCGCUGCUGGAGUGGCUCGAGUUCCAGAGCAUCCUGGGCGCGGUGCACGUGACCAUGUACAACCACACGGCGGGCGGCGCCGCAAGCUGCGUGUUGCGCGAGUACGUGGCGCAGGGGUUCGUGACGCUGCUCGACUGGGGCAACCUGCCGAUGCUGUCGCAACGCGAGAUCCGCACCGAGGGUCUGUUCGCGGCGCUCAACGACUGCCUCUACCGCAACAUGUACACGCACGCCUACCUGGCCAUCAUCGACCUGGACGAGUUCAUCGUGCCGCGGCGCAACGACUCGCUGCCGGCGCUGCUGGGCUGGCUGACGCGGCCCGGGACGAGGGCGGCCGGCUCGUUCUCGUUCCAGAACGCCUUUUUCUACCUGCAGUGGCCGGACGACGAGAAAGCCGAGCCCACCGAGCUGACCACGCAACGCAAGACGCGGCGCCGCGCCAAACUGCACCCGCACAAGCAGCGCUCCAAGUACAUCUGCAAGCCCGAGCUGGUGGUCGAGGCCGGAAACCACUUUGUGUGGGAAUACGUGCCGGGCAGGGGCACCCUGAACGUGCCCGCCGACGCCGCCAUCCUGCACCACUACCGCGUGUGCGAGUUCGGCGGCGACGACUGCGUCAAGGCCGCCUCGGUCGUCGACCGCUCGGCCUGGCGCUUCGGCGUCCAGCUCAGGGAGCGCGUCGACCAGCGGUGGCGCGACCUCAGGACAAAGUGUGAUUUGCCGUCCGCCCCUGUUAAGAACCGCCGCUAGCUGAGACAGAACUUGUGUCAAUAUGUGUUCUCGUUCGUGUAUGUACUUCAAUAAAAUGCGUCCCGACGGCCCGAUAGCAUGUGUAUUUAUAACAAAUAGGGACGAUUCAAACUGAAACUUUUUGCAAAUUUCAAUUUACCAAAAUUGCUAAAUUUUUUUGAUAUGGUUGAAUCGUUCCUCUUUCUAAUUUUGUAACUUUGAUUUAUCUUUUUUCCGCAGUUUCACUUACAUUUUAAGUACAAAUUAAUGCCACAAACUAAUAUUAAUUUUAUAAUAAUAGAUUUUAAGUUUUCUUAGCUUUUGCAAAUUUACUUUUUGAUUUUAUUCUAUUUUCAGUGUCAAAAGUGAGAUUUAUUUAAUCAUCAUCAGCGCAUAUUGCAGCUAACAUUUAUUCUCAGUAAACAGAUUAAUUGUGAAAAAUGUGAUAAAUAAACCUUGCUUCAUUUAAAAUUGCAUAAAUUAAAAAAAAUAUAAUCUCACUUUUGUCCCUGAAAAUCGCGUUGAUUUCAUUGGAAAACUCUUGAGACAGCAAGAAACAAAAAUAAUACACGUUUUCCAUCUUCCAGUUUUGCGCACAAGCAAACGUAUAAUUAUAUUUUAUAAUAAUUUCUGACUAAUUUAAUACAAUUUAAAAUGUAUCAAUUGGGAUCAUAUAAGUUUUACAAUAUUUUAUGGACGGUAAAUUAUUUCAUGGAAACAAAUGAACUUCAAUACAGAGAAGGUUGAACUAUUUUUUUCUCUAUGCAUUUAUCGCACAAAUGUGUCUUUUUGAGCUUUCACGUUGUGCAGCAUUUUUAAUUUUCAUUAUCCUCAUUAACUGCUGGUCUUAGUGUAAUAAGUAUGUAUCAUCCAACCUUGUACUGCAUACUUCAUCUCUGGUCAUAUUUAUGUAUACUUUUUCAUAACGAGACACAUAAUAUCUUUAUAUUCAUAAAAAAAAACAUAUACAUAAGCUAGAGUAUAUUUUAAAUGCCAUGCCAAUUUUAAUCAAAAUCAUAAAUUUGAUAAUUUUUUUCUAAACUGAGGACACUGAUUGAUUUAUUUAUUUAGGAUUAUUUUAUGUAAAAUUAUCACAUUAACAUAGAAAUAUAUCUUUCAUCAUUUAAUAUGGUCUAAACGUCUUGUAUACUAAAACAGCACACAGCUGUGGCUCUUGUAUAUCAGUGAUUUAUUUUUGCUAUCAAGACUCAAUUUCUUCAAUUUCUAGUCAUUUAUCGUGCCAUGUAUUUACUUCCCUUUCAUAUAAGUUAAAAUAUUAUUAUUAACAAUUAUACCCUCGAAAAAAAUUUGAAAGCGUAAGCCGAAAAGGAGCUCAAAAACUUGAUGAUUUCAUUUUCUGUGAUUUUAAGUGUUUUGAAGUACUUGAAUGGAAAUUAUAUAUUUCAAUUUGAUGUUUUUCUUUUGUAAAAAACCAAUAGCGAAAAAAGUGAAAUGUUACGCAAAGUCACCUGGAAACAAUAAACAUACGUUGAUUUUGGAAAUAAGUAAUAUCAUAUCAAUGUUGAAAAAAGCUUUUGUAAAACAUGAAAGACAUUCAUGCAAGAAACAAUAAAGAAUAUUUGUACCAUACGUGACAGAAAAAUAAA
Molecule: messenger RNA, 3323 nt
Organism: Neocloeon triangulifer
Lineage: Eukaryota; Metazoa; Arthropoda; Insecta; Ephemeroptera; Baetidae
Exons: 6
Coding region: 139-1737 (532 amino acids)
Source: RefSeq, a predicted model, not a curated record